Molecule: messenger RNA, 1358 nt
Organism: Syngnathus typhle (broad-nosed pipefish)
Lineage: Eukaryota; Metazoa; Chordata; Actinopteri; Syngnathiformes; Syngnathidae
Gene: pacrg
Product: PARK2 co-regulated
Exons: 6
Coding region: 292-855 (187 amino acids)
Cellular component (GO): neuron projection; vesicle; cytosol
Molecular function (GO): Hsp90 protein binding; Hsp70 protein binding
Source: RefSeq, a predicted model, not a curated record
GCCGGAGCAGGACCCACCCCUCGGGAUGGCUCUGCCCGCUCUGACCGCAAAGAGAACGCCCUUCCCCGGCUGCGAGGUCCCGCCUCUCCCCCCCGCCUUCUUGUUCCUCCGCAUACGCAUACAAGAGCGAGUCAGGCCGGUGUUGAAGAUACCAAAGAAGUCAACAUAGAAGUGCAAUCUUUGGGAUGCCGGUGUGAACCGAGCAAUGACGCACAAGCUUGGAAAGCGUGGCAAAAUGUGGCAGGCCCACCGACGGCGGGGGCUUUUCACGAGCGACCCUCCAAACCGACCAUGUUUCGGAAGUUCUAUGAGCGCGGGGAGUUCCCCAUGGCGCUGGAGCACGACACCAAAGGCAACCGCAUCGCUUGGAAGGUGGAGAUCGACAAACUGGACUACCACCACUUCCUACCGCUGCUUUUUGACGGGUUAUGCGAGACGACCCACCCGUAUGAGUUCUUCGCUCGCCAGGGCAUCCAUGACCUGCUGGAGCACGGCGGACCUAAGAUCCAGCCAGUCGUCCCGCAGCUCAUCAUCCCUAUCAAAAACGCUCUAAACACGAGGAACCGCCAAGUGAUAUGCACCACCUUGAAAGUUCUGCAGCAUCUGGUGAUGUCCGGCGACACGGUGGGAGAAACUCUGGUGCCUUACUAUCGACAAAUCCUCCCCAUCCUCAACAUCUUCAAGAACAAGAACAUCAACUCCGGAGACGGCAUCGUCUACAGCCAGCAGAAGAGAGAGAACGUUGGUGACCUCAUUCAGGAGACCCUGGAGGUGUUGGAGCGUUACGGCGGAGAGGACGCCUUCAUCAACAUCAAGUAUAUGGUGCCCACCUAUGAGUCCUGCUUGAUUAAUUGAAGGUGAUCGAGAGGGUGGGGUGGGGGGUGGAGGAGGUCGUCGGGGCUGACGCUUUUUCACCAGCUCGGCUUGGUUUGAUGUAAUCUAGGUUUCCACUUCAAAGUAGGACUCACUGCUUGUAGGAUCGCCUAUUUAAUACAUUUUAUCCAAGAUGAGAUUGUGGACAGAACAAAACCAAAAGUGGAGACUGUGGAGUCUAAUGCUGAGGUACUGCAACAGGGUAAGUUGCAUUUUUGUCAUUUUUAAAAUGAUCUUCAAAGGUGCAAUUAUUGCUAGAAGAGGAGACUAAGGGUAUUGACAACAGAACACUGCAGCAAAAUAGAGACUAUGGAGUAUAAUCCUGCAUAAUUCAAACCAUUCACAUUUCCAAUUCGCAUUUUAACCUUGAUGGACAUGAAUGUACGAUUUUUAUAAUGUUGUGUAGCUAUGCAAUAACCGAAUGAAAGCCUUGUCCUGUCAGAAUAUCAAUGCAAAAUGUCUAUUAAAAAGUUUAUUUACAUUCA